Molecule: messenger RNA, 9235 nt
Organism: Ornithorhynchus anatinus (platypus)
Lineage: Eukaryota; Metazoa; Chordata; Mammalia; Monotremata; Ornithorhynchidae
Gene: STAB1
Product: stabilin 1
Exons: 69
Coding region: 142-7917 (2591 amino acids)
Biological process (GO): cell adhesion
Molecular function (GO): calcium ion binding; hyaluronic acid binding
Source: RefSeq, a predicted model, not a curated record
CGGCAGCAGGGAAUCUCUGCUGCCCUGUCCUGAGCCUGCUAUCCCGCCGCCCCGCCUCUCUCCCUCCCCUCCCCCCCCCAUCCACUUUCUGCUCUGAACCACCAGCAUCCCUCCCUCCCUCCUCUCUGCAGAUAGCCAGCAAUGUCGGACCCCAACCCCGGCCGACGGUGUGUCCUCCAGUUCUGCUUCUUGAUAUUGUGCUCAAUGGACCUGGCCAGUGCAAAGAAACUCAAGGUCCAAUCCAAGCGGUGUGACUUGAAGACCAAAUUCAUGGUCAACACCCAGUGUACAUCCUGUGCAGCAUCCAAGACUCAGCCCUGUCCCACCGGCUGGAUGAAGGACACCAGAGGCAGAGGGGAACAGGGUUGCAGUUACACAGUGAAUUUGGGCGAGACUACCAUCUCACUAUCGGGCUGCAACCAUCUGUGUCGGAAGGAGUUUACAGAGAAAAGCUGCUGCCCUGGAUUCUGGGGCUCUGAGUGUUACGAGUGCCCGGGGGGUGCACAGAACCCUUGCUCUGGCCAUGGCACCUGUCUAGAAGGGAUUACCCAGAAUGGAACCUGUCUGUGUGAGGAAGGGUUCACCGGCUUCACCUGCCAGGAGUGCCAAGAUGAGAAUAUGUUUGGUUCUGACUGCAAGUCAGUGUGCGACUGUCAGCAUGGACUUUGCAGUAAUGGCGUUGCCGGGGAUGGGAGCUGCCUCUGUUUUGCGGGAUACACGGGGCCUAGGUGUGACCAAGAGCUGCCGAUCUGCAAGGCCCUGAACUGCCCAGAGCAUUCUCAGUGCGUGAGCCAAGACCAGAAGAUCCCCAGCUGUAAAUGCUUGCCGGGCUAUCAGAUGCGGGGGGACAUCUGCCAAGCUCUGGACCCCUGCAGCUCUUCUCCCUGCUCCCCGUUUGCACUUUGCAAGGCUACUGGGGGCCAAAGGUACACCUGCACCUGCAAGGCUGGUUACCAGGGAGAUGGAAAGAUUUGCCAGGGCCUGGACCCGUGCACUGUCAACUACGGCGGCUGUCCCAGCAACUCCACUAUUUGUGUGUACAGAUCUCCGGGGAAGUCAACAUGUGUCUGUAAGUCAGGGACGUACAGUCCCAGCGGCAAUGCCCUGGCCGGUUGCCUCCCAUCCUCCUCCUCCUCCACCUGCCGCUCCUAUUACUGCGACAGGUCAGCCACGUGUCAAGUGAACUCGGAUGGGAAGGUCAGCUGUGUCUGCAAAGAAGGGGAAAUCGGAAACGGACGUUCGUGCUACGGACAUGUGCUCAAGGAAGUGGAGAAGUUGAAUAGCCAGGGCCGAUUUUAUCGGAAGCUGCAGGCGGCACACUCCAUGCUGGAAAAGGGCUGCAGGGAUGUGCUGACCAAGUCCGGACCCAUCACCGUGCUGGUCCCGACUUCAUACUGGUACCUGAAGAGCAACUCCAAUGAGACAAUUCCGUGGCAGCUCUGCAGGCUGCACAUCAUCCCAGGCCUGCAUCUGCUGGAGGAGAUGUCCUCCGGGCAGAGUCAGACUCUGUGGACGCUGGCUGGGGAGCCGCUGACCCUCACAGCUCCUGUCAGGAGUUCCGUAAGGAGUUCCCUCAGUGGCUUCACGUAUAAGUACGAGGACCAACCCAAUCAGUUGUUCACCAUCACGCAGGCCGACUUGCCUGCCUCCAAUGGCUACAUCCACAUUGUCAACAGCAUCCGCAGCACCCCCUACUUGGGCGUUCAGGGAGACCCUCAGAAAACCAUUGCAGAGAUCCUGGCUUCAAUGGAGGUUUUCAGCCGAUUUGAGACGAUACUUGAGAAUUGUGGCCUGCCCACCAUCCUAGAUGGCCCGGGUCCCUUCACUGUGUUUUCCCCAAGCAACAAAGGAGUGGACAGCCUGAGAGAUGGUCGGCUCAUCUACCUCUUCACCAAGGGUUUGAACAAAUUACAAGAGCUGGUGAAGCAUCAUAUCUACAGUGCUGCUGCAGUGACCACUGACAAGCUGAUCACCAUGCCACGGUUCCUGACCACAGCCAACCAGAUCGUGGCCGUCAAUGUCUCCGAUGACGGUCGCAUCCUCCUGGGGGAUUCACGGGUCCCUCUCAGAAGCACGGACAUCUUGGCCUCCAAUGGUAUCAUCCACAUCCUGGACGGUGUCCUCUUGCCCCCAUCCAUCCUGCCCAUCCUGCCACACCGCUGCAACAGGGAACAGCUCAAGAUCGUCUCGGGCUCCUGUGUGGACUGCCAGGCCCUGAACAGCAGCGUCUGCCCACCCAACAGCGUGCAAUUGGACGAUCUCCCCAAAGAAUGUGUUUAUGUCCACGAUCCCUUGGGCUUGAACCUGCUGAAGAAGGGUUGUGCCCGCUACUGCAACCAGACCAUUUCGAACCCUGACUGCUGUAAAGGCUUCUUUGGUCCUGACUGCACCCCGUGCCCUGGUGGCUUUACUACCCCGUGCUAUGGCAGAGGCAACUGCAGUGACGGGAUCCAAGGCAACGGGAACUGCUUGUGCUUCAAAGACUUCAAAGGCAUCGCAUGCCACAUCUGCUCCAACCCCAACCGGCAUGGGGAGCGGUGCCAGGAAGAGUGUGGCUGUAAGCACGGCAUCUGUGACAACCGCCCAGGCAGCGGAGGUGUGUGCCAGACGGGGACAUGUAAGCCAGGCUUCACGGGGGUCUUCUGUAAUGAGACCAUCCUGCACUGCGGACCCUCCGGCCUGACCCAGUACUGUCACAGCAAUGCACUUUGUGUCACCGUCCUCAACCAAGCCAGAUGUUCCUGUCUCCCUGGCUUUGAGGGCGAUGGAUUCUCCUGCAACCCUGUCAACCUAUGCACUAAGCCAGAGAGAGGCGGCUGCUCAGAAAACGCUGACUGCAUCCCUGUGGAGGGCAAGCAUCCACUGUGUCGGUGCCACAGAGGCUGGACAGGGGACGGUAAAGUCUGCGUUGCCAUCGACAACUGUGUGCUGCAGAGCCGGGGCGGGUGCCACGCUGAUGCUGACUGCAGCUACGUGGGGCCUGGACAGAACGAGUGCAUGUGCAAAAGGGGCUUCGCAGGAGAUGGGUUUGAGUGCAGCGCCAUCGACCCGUGCAGGGCGGGCAACGGAGGCUGCCAUGGGCUGGCAACCUGCAAGUCCCUGGGGCAAGGGCAACGUGAGUGUAAGUGUCCCAGGGGCUACGCUGGAGAUGGACUCAGCUGCUACAGGGACAUCCUAGGGGAGCUGGAAAGGAAUUCCCACUUCGGUGCCUUCUAUGAGUGGAUUAAGGAAUCAGGUUUCUCCAUCCUCCCCGAAGCCCGAGUUACAGCCCUGGUGCCUUCCGAAGCUGCCGUCAGGAGCCUGAGCCGGGAGGAGGAGGUCAUGUGGCUGCAACCUCACAUCCUACCCUUCCUAGUCAGAUCUCAUUUUCUCAACGAGUCUCUCACCGAGGCGCAGCUACGACAGCGUGGGGGCCAGAAGCUGCCCACCAUGAAUUCACCCACGUACUGGGAGAUAAACAACAGUAGAGGGAAAAUCACCAUUCAGAACGUGAGCCUGGAGGUGGCCGAUCUCCCCGCCACCAACGGCAUCAUGCACAUCCUCACCAAGGUCUUGUUCCCACCCCUGGGAGAUGUUCCAGCCCCCCGCCCAGGACUGCGGGAACAGUUGGAGGCUGUCCCGUCCUUCAGUCGUUUUAAAUGGUUGCUCGAGUAUUACCAGAUCCUGGCCAAGCUCGAAGCUGCCAACUCCUUCACAGUCUUCGUGCCCACAAACCAAUCAGUAGAAGAAUAUGAACGCAGUGCCAACCAGAAAUCCCUGGAUGCCAACACAGUCAAAUAUCAUGUCAUCCUUGGGGAGACUCUGACCCCUUCAGACCUGCGGAGUGGCGUCCACAAGAACUCCAUGCUGGGCCCUGCCUACUGGCUCAUGUUCUAUAACAUCAACAACCAGACCGAGGUGAACCACGUGCCAGUGAGUGGUCCGUUCCUGGAGAUUCGGAAUGGAGUGGUGAUUGGGGUGUCCAGCGUGCUGACUGUUCACAAGAACCGUUGCCCCAGCACCAAAAUCACAGCCAUAAAGAAUAAAUGUGGAAUUUGCAACUCGAGACGUCGCUGCCCCUCCGGCUUCAAACUGCAGGAGAAACCCCAAGAGAGGUGUACUUUGACGUCUUGGGGAAAUUCUGGGCCAAGCUGUUUGUUUUCCUGUGUGAAGACCAAAGAGGUACCCGAGUGCUGUGAGGGUUACUAUGGGCUGAUGUGUGAACCCUGCCCCGGGAGGCCAGGGGCCUGGUGUUCUGGCAACGGACAGUGCCAAGGUGGCAUUUGGGGCAAGGGGGAAUGUCGGUGCCGUGAAGGCUUCCAUGGCACAGCUUGCGAGGUGUGCGAACUAGGGCGCUAUGGACCUGACUGUGCCAGAGUGUGUAACUGUGGCAGCCACGGACAGUGCCAAGAUGGGCUGCAUGGGGAUGGAAGAUGCAUCUGUAAGGUGGGCUGGAUAGGCCCCCGCUGUGACCAAGAAAUCAAGAAUGACUUAUGCAACAACACCUGUCACCCCUUUGCCAACUGCGUGAAUGGGACUGCCGUUGCCCUGGGCUCCUGCGUCUGCUCUGCGGGAUACAUGGGAAAUGGAAUCCACUGCUCAGAGAUCGACCCAUGUGCCAGCUACCACGGGGGCUGCUCUCCGCAUGCAAACUGCACCAAAGUGGCUCCUGGAGAGCGAAUUUGCAGCUGCACAGAGGGCUACUCCGGGGACGGGGAGCUGUGUCUCGAAAUCGACGGCUGUCUGAACCACAACGGGGGCUGCCACGCCCAGGCCGAAUGUGUCCGCACAGGGCCCAACCAGGUGGCCUGCAACUGCUUACCCGACUUCUUCGGCGACGGCAUCCAGAGCUGCGAGCCCAUCAACCCCUGUGCCAAGAACAACGGAGGGUGCAGCCUCUCAGCAGUGUGUAACAGCACUGGCGUGGGUGAGCGGACGUGCACCUGCAGCAGGAACACUGUAGGCGAUGGCAUCACUUGCAGGACCAGUAUUGCCUUGGAGCUGCUUCGAGAAAAAGGUGCCUCUUUCUUCUCCCAAUACAUCCUGGAAUUCCAGGAGCUGGUGGGGGAAGGGCCCUACACAGUAUUUGUUCCUCACGAGAUGGUGCUGAAGAACACGACCAAGUCAGAGGCCCGGGUGAUCCAGGUGCACCGGAAGCUACUGUUCCGCUACCAUGUGGUAGGUUGCCGACAGCUGCUGUCCAGCGACCUGCAGGAACUGCAACAUGUCACCACCCUGUCAGGCCAUACGCUCAGCAUCACGGAGAGGGAGGGAACCUUAUUCAUCAAUGAGUUUGCAAAGAUAAUCACCAGCGACCAGGUGGGAGUGAAUGGCGUCUUCCAUUUCAUCGAUGAGGUGCUGCUGCCACCCGAAGUUGUGAACUGGAACAAUGAGACUGAGCCUGCAGAGAAAAGCAUCAUGCAGGCUGCAGAGAGCUUUGGCUACACGAUCUUCAGCAAGAUGCUCGCGAAGGCUGGCCUGUUGUCCCUGGUCAACAUAGCAGCCCACCAGCCCUACACGAUGCUCUGGCCCACGGAUGCCGCGUUCAACGCCCUCCCACCCGAGCAGCAGGUUUGGCUGAAUCACACAGAACACAGGGACAAGCUGGCCUAUCUACUCAAGGCUCACAUGAUUCGGGAUAUCAAGGCUCUGGCCUCUGACCUGCCACUUCUCGGCCAGCUCCGGACCAUGUAUGGCUCCACCAUCUCCUUCUCCUGCAGCAAAACCAGGGUGGGUGACAUCCUGACUGCCGAUGGGGACGCGCGGCUUGUGCAGCGACACAUGGAGUUCUCAGGUGGCAUUGCCUAUGGCAUCGACCGACUGCUGGAGCCGCCCGGCCUGGGGGCCCGCUGUGACCACUACGUCAUCCAGGACUUGCCGGAGUAUAAAAUUAGCUGUAGCCCAUGUGGCCUGGAGCUACCUUGUCCCGUUGGAUCCAAAGAAAGGCGUGGGGUGGAGAGAUGUUGGCACGCCGCAAAUUACUGGGGGAUCUCCAGCUUGGUUCGGUGGCCUAACCCAUUCAUCGGCCGGUUCCACUACCCGAACCAUGGCUUGGGGGGCUGCCGGAAGCGCUGCAUGAUCAGCGCUUGGAAGAUGCAGUGUUGCAAGAACCACUAUGGCCCAGACUGCCAGGUGUGCCCUGGGGGGCUGGAGGCCCCCUGCAACCACCAGGGCUCAUGCCAGGAUGGAAUGAGUGGGACAGGAUCUUGUCUGUGCAACCCUGGCUUCACUGGUGUCGCCUGUGAGCUCUGCGUCCCGGGCAGAUUUGGGGCCCAGUGCAAAGAGUGCAACUGCAGUGCACAUGGCCGCUGUGACGAUGGCGUGUCUGGCUCCGGCUUCUGCUUCUGCAGUGAGGGCUGGAGUGGGGUCCACUGCGAGACCAGGCUGGAGGAGAUUCCCACCUGCUCCCCGCCCUGUGACCUUCACGCCGUGUGCAGACCUGGCAACAUCUGUGAAUGCGACCUGUUCUAUGAAGGCGACGGCUGGAACUGUUCAGUGGUCGAUAGAUGCCGGGGCGGGCAUUGUAGCCCUCACGCCACUUGCAGCCAGACGGGCCUGGAUGUCAACUGCACUUGCCUCCCCGACUACCAGGGAGAUGGUAAGGUCUGCAGCCCCCGGGACCGCUGCGCGGACGGCAGGAACGGGGACUGCAGUGAGCAUGCUGACUGCAUCGGCACCGGCCCCAACACGCGGCGCUGUCAGUGCAGAGCAGGCUACGUGGGCAAUGGGGUGCAGUGCCUGGAGGAGGCCACGCCACCCAACGACCGCUGCCUGGACACUCCCGGACCCUGCCACUCUGAGGCCAUCUGCAGUGACCUGCACUUCCAGGAGAAGACGGCUGGCGUGUUCCACCUUCAGUCAUCUGCAGGGAAAUACAACCUCACCUACAGUGAGGCGGCCAGCCGUUGUGCAGCCCAGGGAGCCCAACUUGCCUCCCUGUCCCAGCUCUCGGCUGCCCAGCAGCUGGGAUUCCAUCUGUGCUUGGUGGGCUGGCUCGUCAAUGGUUCCGCCGGCUAUGCCACCAGCUACCCCAGUCCCAACUGUGGCAAUAACCACGUGGGCAUCGUCAACUAUGGGGUGCGUGCCAAUCUCUUGGAGCGCUGGGAUGCUUACUGCUACCGCCUGCAGGAUGUAGAGUGCCGCUGUCGGGACGGCUUCGUGGGCGAUGGGAAUUUCUGCAACGGGAAGCUGCUGGAUGUACUGGCAGACAAUGCCAACUACUCCAUCUUCUAUUCGAUGCUGCUGGAUUAUGCCAACAUGAGCCGGGAGGGCCUGGACUUUUUUGACUUCCUGUCAGAUGAGCUGACCUACAAGACACUCUUUGUGCCCCUGAACAGUGGCUUUGGGGACAACAUGACUUUGAGCUGGAAGGACCUGGAGCUUCACGCCAGUAACAUCACUUUCCUGAGCCUGAACCUCACCCAUGGCACCAUUCUCCCUUCCCACUCUGAAGGGCACAGCCUCUUCAUUGGAGAUGGCUCUACUGGGAACAGUUCCGUUCCACUGGGUGCCAGGGUGGUAAACAUCAGCUCUGUUGUGGAGUGGGACAUCGUCACCUUCAACGGGAUCAUCCAUUCCAUUGAGAGCCCCAUGACCUUGCCGCUGGAGCCUGUGACGGCUGCUGCUGCUGUGACAUCCUCCCAGCCUGUGGCCGUUGGGGUGACGGCUGGAAUGAUGGUGGCACUGGUGCUCAUUCUGGCGGGCGGAGCAGCCUAUUUCCACUUCAAGAUAAAGAAGCAAGGGUUCCAGUUUCACUAUUUCAAGGCUGAAGAAGAAGCGGACGAUGACUUCUCCCCAUGGCAGGAGGGAAGUAACCCCCCUCUGAUCACCAUCCCUAACCCCAUCUUCGGAGGACACAACACCUUCUAUGAACCCUUUGAUGACUCAUUCCCAGAGGAGGAUUUCUCCGACUCCCACAGAAUCCUUGGGGAUGAAUGACCCAUGUGGAAGCUGACACCUGGGAGGAAGAACCCUACAUCAGUCCAACAUGGGGUUUGGCAGGGCCUGAAGGAUUUUGAAACUGUCACAUACCUCAUUUACACUACCUUCCCGCUUCCUCUCCCCCGCCCCACCAAUCCCCAAGACAGGGAGGGCCUCCAAUUCCCUCAGCCUUAUCACUAAUCAAAAGUAAGUACUCUGGAGGACCAAAUGGUGGAUUUCCUUGCAACAGUUUAGAACUCUCUCCACUGGGAUUGGGAACUAAGCACAUAUACACUCCCCCUUCCCUACCCACACCCCCUGUUGCUCUUGCAUGUUUUCCUCUCUAAUACUCCACUCUAUUUCCCUUGGCAUAAACGCCUCCAAGAUCAGGUGCUGGAGUUGGGUCUCUACAGAGAACCGUCUCCCCUGCUUGGUAGGAGAACCAGGCCCCGGCCAUGAAGUGUGCUGGUGCAGUAGGGUUCUGAAUUGAUGCUAUUCAUCCCCCCCUGCCCCAGCUGCCCCUUUCUGACUGCUUCUCACAUACUUUAAGAGAAAAGCCAACAUUCCCCCAUGAAGCCAUUUUCCAGAAGGGGCAGGGCAGGGCUAGGGUCCCUAUGCUUCGACACAGGAUGUGCCUGAAAGGAGAUCCAGUAUUUCCCCCCUCAGAAGAGCCACAGACUGAGUCCCCCGCAACUGGCUCCCCUGGUUGGGAGGCCAGCUGGCUGGCUCAGGCUGCCACUGACGGGGCUCUGCUCCACCCAGCCUCACUCUGGAUGGGGGAUGGCUCUAGCAAGAAAGAAAACUGGCACAUGCAGAAGACAGACCUUUAUUUCUCUAUUGUAAAUGAAUUCCCCAAGCCACACAUAUUCUCAAGAUAAGGACAGACCCAAUGGCAUGAAACAAAGCUGGGCCCAGAGGCUAACCCUGCCCUGGGCAUGCCUACCGAUUGACAGAAGCCCAGAGGGUGCCGGAUGUUGGCUGGUUGGGCCCCUGGCUUUCUAGAAGGAUAGCAGCUUUUCUGAAAAAGGGUGGGGUGUGUGUGUGUGUGUGUGUGUGUGUGUGUGUGUGUGUGAGACAGCACACCUGUCUGUACACAGCAGCUAAAUUGGGAACACAAUGGGGCUAGAGCCAGAACUGAAGGGGGAGUUGAGGAGUUAGUUGAGUUUGCCCUUUUAUAAUUUUCAACUCCAUAUCGUCAGAGAGUUCCCAUUGCCUCCAGGGAACAGGACCAGAUAUGGGUACAGAGAGCUCUUGACCCGCUGCUCCAUUAAUUAGUACACUUUGCUCAAUUCGUUCUUUUCAGACUUUCAUUAAAAGUCACUAUUUCUACCACCAA